AUGGAAGGCUUCAGCUUGAAAUAUGCACUGGCCCUUCUGGUCAUCGGGUUGCUUGCAUUUGUCAUUUACCUUUGGAAGCUGAAUCAGGCACUCAGACUGACACCACCAGACGUCCUGGCACUAUCACCAAAUCGCUGGACAGACCAGAAGAUCAAGGAGACGUAUCAGAAAAUCAAGAACAACCCCAUUUCAUGGGCUGAGAAACUGCCUCCUAAGCUCAACCGCCGUUAUAUCGUCACUGGCGGUUCCGGAGGCGUUGGUGGCCAGAUCAUCCUUCACUUGCUCGAACGUGGUCAAUCCCCUGAAAGCAUCCGCAAUGUGGAUUUUCGCGCUCCCGAAAGAAGGGACAUGCAAAGUGGCCCAGCCGCAGCAGUACCUUUCAUCCAUGCCGAUAUAUCAUCAGCGUCGUCCACAAAUGCAGCGUUCUCUGCAGCAUGGCCGGACUCGGUGGCCAAACUUCCCUUGACAGUCUUCCACGUGGCGGCGGUUAUCGUACCCCAUGAGCGUUCGAUGGCAUUGUUUGAACGUGUGAAACGGGUCAAUAUAGAUGGUACGGAGAAUGUGUUGAACGCCUCCAAGGCUGUAGGCACUGACGUCUUUAUCGCGACGUCCUCGUCAUCUGUUGCUCUUGUCCCAGUACAGUAUUGGGGCAUACCUUGGAAAGGCUGGCCUCGGAAUUUUGUGCAAGCCGUAGACGAGUCGGACUUCGAUAAGCCUUUAAAGAAGCACGAGCAAUUCUUCAGCAACUACGGGCAUGCGAAGGCGGUAGCAGAAAGAUUGGUGUGUAACGCCAACAGUCCAAACUUUCGUACUGGGGUAGUUCGACCCGGUAAUGGUAUCUAUGGAAACAGCCACGGCGACCAGCUUGUUGGAGCGCUGUUGCGGGCCGAAGUAGUUCCCACUUGGACUCGCAACAUCUACCAGAAUUGUGUUCACAUAGGACAUGUAUCGCUUGGUCAUCUGUUGUUCGAGGCAGCGCUUGCCAGCAACGCCAAAAUGCCUCAAUGUGCAGGUCGACCUUUCCUCAUCACCGAUCCAGGCGCAGCGCCGUUGUUCCAAGAUUACUAUCGGCUUCUGCAAUCACUUGCCAUUACACCUGUCAAAGUCAUCCCUGUUCCACCAGCGGUCAUGCUUCUGCUGGCUUAUGUUGUCGAAGCAUUUGAUAGUCUUUCACAGUUUCCCGGAUUCAAGUGGGCAAAACCCAAGGGAGACUUGGCCAUGCUACAGCCGUCCAUUUUCUCCGCUGCCACACAUGUGCCCAUCUUGGACGCAGCUGCGAAGAAGUCUGUGGCCGAGGGUGGGCUUGGAUACAAGGGAGUCUGUACUACUAUGGAAGGAAUGUGCCAGCAGUUGUUGGAUUGGAACAUGGAGCAUGAGAAUCGAGCUCAUGAACGCAACGAUAAACCAUUGGCUACCGUAGCUCAAAGUGCUCGAAAUGUGGCAACAGUACCUGCAGCCGUGAAAGGAUAG
Molecule: messenger RNA, 1470 nt
Organism: Truncatella angustata
Lineage: Eukaryota; Fungi; Ascomycota; Sordariomycetes; Amphisphaeriales; Sporocadaceae
Exons: 2
Coding region: 1-1470 (489 amino acids)
Biological process (GO): ergosterol biosynthetic process
Cellular component (GO): endoplasmic reticulum
Molecular function (GO): 3-beta-hydroxy-Delta5-steroid dehydrogenase (NAD+) activity; 3-beta-hydroxysteroid dehydrogenase [NAD(P)+]/C4-decarboxylase activity
Source: RefSeq, a predicted model, not a curated record